Messenger RNA from Calliphora vicina (urban bluebottle blowfly), 861 nucleotides. It is a transcript of the gene GstE11, whose product is annotated as Glutathione S transferase E11. The coding region runs from base 68 to 745 and encodes 225 amino acids. Gene Ontology annotation, molecular function: glutathione transferase activity. The transcript is spliced from 2 exons. NCBI's taxonomy places the organism in Eukaryota, Metazoa, Arthropoda, Insecta, Diptera, Calliphoridae. Gene Ontology annotation, biological process: glutathione metabolic process. The record is from RefSeq and is a predicted model, not a curated record.
UAUACAUAUAGUAUAUUUCAUGGUAUAAUUUCUAUUUUUGUUCUUGAUUUAUAAAGAUUUUUUAAAAAUGACCAAACCAGUUUUGUACUACACACCCCGCAGUCCACCCUGCCGUGCAGUUUUGUUAACCGCUGCUGCUUUGGGAGUUGAUUUGGACUUGAGACCCAUGAAUUUGAAAGAAGGUGAUCAUUUGACACCUGAAUUUCUCAAACUAAACCCUUUGCACACCAUUCCUGUGCUGGAUGAUAACGGUGUUGUUAUCACCGACUCUCAUGUCAUUUGCUCAUACUUGGCUGAUAAGUAUGCUGUCGAUGAAACUCUCUAUCCCAAAGAUAAACUGGAGCGCAUGAAAGUUGAUGCCCGUCUCUUUUUCGAUUGUGGUCAUCUUUUCCCCCGUGCCCGCAUCAUGAUUGAACCAGUUAUUUACUUUGGCUGCGAUACUAUUGCUGAAGAAAAAGUUGUGUACAUGCAAAAGGCCUAUGAUGGCCUAGAGAAAUGUCUGGCCUCCUCGAAAUAUUUGUGCGGUGAUGAUCUUACUAUUGCCGAUUUGUGCUGUGUAGCUUCGGUCUCUACCGCCAUGCUAUUUGCUCCCAUCGAUGAGGAGAAAUUCGCUAAUGUGAAAGCCUGGGUUGAACGUCUAUCCGAAUUGCCCUACUACAAGAAGAAUAAUCAAGAGGGUGCCGAUAUUUUGUUCAAGUUUGUCCAGGAGAAAAUGGAAGAAAACAAGAAAGCUAAAAGCGCUUGAUCAAAUUAAAAUAUUAACAUAAAAUCAUAUGAAAUAUUAAUGUAUGUACUGUGUGCAAAGUGUGUGAAAAAUUUAUUUCAAAUAAAUUUAUAGCAAAAUGUUUAAAUAGAAAACAA